Molecule: messenger RNA, 502 nt
Organism: Drosophila biarmipes
Lineage: Eukaryota; Metazoa; Arthropoda; Insecta; Diptera; Drosophilidae
Product: protein anon-73B1
Exons: 1
Coding region: 140-403 (87 amino acids)
Cellular component (GO): membrane
Source: RefSeq, a predicted model, not a curated record
UGUUAUCGAUGGUUGACACCAGGGCUGCAGGCAAGCUGUGCCACCUCUAACCAAUACAAAAAACACUGAAAUUUUCGAAGUUGUUGUUUUCCUGCACCACUCCCCGCGACAUUUGUUUAUAAACAAAACCGGACGAGCGAUGUCGGCAUCCGCUGAGAGCCUGGCCGCCGCCGCCGCGCUGGACAAGUACGGCGACGAGGACCUCUUCAGCCUGCUCAUCCGCUACGGCCUCUAUGUGGGAGCACUGUUCCAGUUCCUAUGCAUCUCCGCCGCGGUGCUGAUGGAGAACAACCCGGACAGUGGCAGUAAUCCGGAGUCCGGGGAGGUGACGGAGCGGGAGGGCGAGCCGGUUAGGACGCGGCUGCACAAGAUCCGGAAGCUGGAGAAGAAGAAGCGGCGAUAGAUCUAGUCCCCUCACUCCAUAGUUGUAGUUAGGCUAAGCCCAAUCCACACUCGAAUGCAUUUAAUAAGCGGAAAAUAAAAUCUAAACUAUGGAAAUGUA